This is a messenger RNA of Theobroma umbraticum, 1051 nucleotides long. RefSeq names its product vacuolar protein sorting-associated protein 29-like. Gene Ontology annotation, biological process: retrograde transport, endosome to Golgi. The record is from RefSeq and is a predicted model, not a curated record. Gene Ontology annotation, cellular component: retromer complex. Lineage: Eukaryota; Viridiplantae; Streptophyta; Magnoliopsida; Malvales; Malvaceae.
GAAAAAGUUUUAAACAGAAAGAAAAAUCCAUAAAUAUUUCCGGUUUUCAGUUUUAACAGCAUCGACUUGGCGCGACGGGCUAGAAGGAAUCAGUCUGGGUUUUCUUUUUCACUUAGGCCUGGCUAUUUGCUAAAGAUCGCUUUUUUCUUUCAUUUAAAGGGUUUUGAGGAUGGUUGAGUAUUGAGAGAGAAAGAAAGACUUUUUUUUCCUUCUCUUUUCAGUGUAGAAUUGAGGAAAGCUGUUGACUGGGUUGGUUGUAGAAGGAUGGUGUUGGUGUUAGCAAUAGGGGACCUUCAUAUUCCUCACAGGGCACCUGAUCUGCCUCCAAAGUUCAAGUCCAUGCUUGUUCCUGGCAAGAUUCAGCACAUCAUUUGCACUGGCAAUCUCUGUAUCAAAGAAGUUCAUGAUUACUUCAAGAGUCUUUGUCCUGAUUUGCAUGUUACUCGAGGUGAAUGUGAUGAAGAUUCCCGUUAUCCAGAGAACAAAACACUGACAAUUGGUCAGUUCAAGCUUGGAAUAUGCCAUGGUCACCAGGUCAUUCCUUGGGGGGAUUUGGAUUCACUAGCAAUGCUUCAAAGGCAAUUGGACGUCGAUAUCCUUGUAACUGGUCACACCCAUCAGUUCAAAGCAUACAAGCAUGAGGGUGGUGUCGUCAUAAACCCUGGCUCGGCCACUGGUGCAUAUAGUAGUUUCACGUAUGAUGUAAACCCAAGCUUUGUGCUCAUGGACAUCGAUGGCCUGCGCGUUGUGGUAUACGUCUAUGAACUAAUUGAUGGUGAAGUUAAGGUUGACAAAAUUGAUUUUAAGAAGACCUCCACCACUCGCUCAGCACAUUAACCUGUUACUUUGAUGAUGCUUUAGCUGUUUGGGCAUUGCCCUGGGCUAUUUGAACCAACUGUGAGAAGUUCCUGGUCUGUUUGAACCAAUUGUAGUUAAUAUAGUAGAGAGGCUUAAUUUCUUGUAUCUCAAUGGGGAAACAUGUUUAAAGAUUAUAGUUUGAGAUCAAGUGAAGAAUAAAUCUCUCUUUUUACCUGCGUUGGUUGUUUGUAUA